GGCGGGCGAUGCGGGCGGCUGCGGGCACCCGGCGGGCUCGGCUGGGCCGCCGCCGCCUUCUCCGGCUCCGCCGCGGGGGUCGCCGCGGCCGCCGCGCCGUCCUCGAACUCCCUGCGUGAGGAGGCGGCGGGCGGAGAGAAGCAUCGCGCUCGAGGCGGAAACCCGGAGGGAGCCCCGCGCGCGGCCUCGCUCACUGCUAUGGACAGUGCUAUCACCCUGUGGCAGUUCCUCCUUCAGCUCCUACAGGAGCCUCAGAACAAGCACAUGAUCAGCUGGACGUCUAAUGAUGGGGAGUUCAAGCUUUUGCAGGCAGAAGAGGUGGCUCGUCUCUGGGGGAUUCGUAAGAACAAGCCUAACAUGAAUUACGACAAACUCAGCCGAGCCCUCCGAUACUAUUAUGUAAAGAAUAUCAUUAAAAAAGUGAAUGGUCAGAAGUUUGUGUACAAGUUUGUCUCUUACCCAGAGAUCUUGAAAAUGGACCCAAUGACAGUGGGCAGGAUUGAGGGAGACGGGGAAGCCGUAGGCUGCGGCGAAGUCACCAGCAGCUGCAGAGAUGCGGAGAGCGGGGGCAGGGAGAGGCCGCCUCAGCCUGGCGCCAGGACCUCCAGCCGCAACGACUACAUACACUCCGGCUUGUACUCCUCCUUUACCCUCAACUCUUUGAACUCCUCCAACAAGAGGCUUUUCAAACCGAUCAAGCUCGAGAACCCAGCUGAGAAGUUGGUGGAGAAGAAGCCUCCUCGGGAGCCAACGCCGUCUGUCAUCAAAUUCGUAACAACGCCUUCCAAGAAGCUACCAGUUGAACCCGUGGCCGCCGUCCUGUCGGCCGGCCCAAGCCUUUCUCCAUCCUCAGAAGAAACUCUCCAAGCGUUGGAGACUUUGGCUUCCCCCAAACUGCCUUCCCUGGAAGCCCCGACCUCCGCCUGCAGCGUAACAACCGCGUUUGCCACCCCACCUGUUGCGUCCGCACCGCCUCCUGUGCAGGAGCCUCCUGGGACGCCUUCGCCGCCGCUGAGCCCCAACCCUGACCUUGACACAGACAUCGACUCGGUGGCUUCUCAGCCCAUGGAACUUCCAGAGAACUUGUCGCUGGAGCCUAAAGACCAGGAUUCAGCUUUGCUGGAAAAGGACAAAACAAGGAAUUCCUCGAGAUCCAAGAAACCCAAAGGGUUAGAGCUGGCACCCAUCCUCGUGAUCACGGGCAGCGACCCGAGCCCGCUGGGAAUAUUGAGCCCGUCUCUCCCCACGGCUUCUCUCACGCCAGCGCUGUUCUCCCAGACGCCCAUCUUACUGACGCCGAGCCCCCUGCUCUCCAGUAUCCACUUCUGGAGCACUCUCAGCCCUGUUGCUCCCCUGAGUCCAGCCAGGCUGCAAGGUGCUAACACACUCUUCCAGUUUCCUUCUGUACUGAACAGUCAUGGACCGUUCACUGUGUCUGGCCUGGAUGGACCACCCACCCCUGGCCCAUUUUCCCCAGAUCUACAGAAAACAUAACCUAUGCACUUGUGGAAUGAGAGAAUCAAGGAGUAAAGAAACAGAAAGACAUUCAACAUGAUUACAUUUGAAGUGAGCGAUUAAUAGUUCUACAAUGCUGAUAAUAGACUAUUGUGAUUUUUGCCAUUCCCCAUUGAAAUGCCUUUCUGAGAUUCCCUUUGACUAUGACUCAAGUUGGACUGUAUAUAAAAAUGCCUUAAUUGGAGUCUAAACUCCACCUCCCUCCCCCUUGCCCUCUCCCUCCGUAACUCCUCCUCUUCCUUCCCUCCCUCCUUCCUUACUUCCUUUCCUCCCUACCUCCCUACCUCCUUCCCUCCCUCCUGAAUAUUUUGAGCUUUGUGUUUAAAGAAAUUUUUGGUGGGGUUUAGCAGUUAGCUAUGCUUUGUAGGAGCAGUUAAGAACAAAGUUAUUCCUUCUGCCUUAUUGGGACCCUUUGGCCAGGAAAACAUUUAUGCUUUGAGUAUAUUAGUUGAAGAAAUGUUAAAUGCAGUUGGCCAUAUCUUUAGGACUAAGUGUGUUCUGUUGAAAGACUAAAAGUGAGCUAUGUAUGAGCAGUGAAGGAAAAGGAUUCCUUCCUGUUCACACCAAGUAAGAUUAGAGCAGUACUGUUGGGGAGAUUCUGUUUUGCUGUGAACUAUAACAUGUGUAAGCAGUCCACAGCAAGGCAUCUUAUUACCUGUAUCAGGGUGGGUCUCUUAACCGUGUGUGUGAUCUUGUCUGAACCUGUGAACAGCAUGGAGCCUGGUCUGUUUCAGCGUAGGAAGAUUUUUAAACGUGGGGUUUACGACCACAUUUUGCAACAACCGGUGAGAAUAGGGGACCCGCUCUCUAGCACAGAAAUGUCUGCUCGCUGGGUGGUAUAAUUACACACCCGUGAUAUGUACAGGAUGGUAAGUGAUGGCUUUUAGGAUGGACCUGGGUUGUGAAAUCUCGAGGCAUCUCUGAGUAAAACAUUCAGUUGAAUAACUUGAAACCACAUGUGGGGCUUUCUUUCCCAGUUAGAAGAUACUUUUUCUUUUCUGUUCACUGCAUAUUUUAUCUUUUAAAUUUCAGGUUGUUAGGGGUCGUGAUCGUUUUAAAGAUGUCAUUAGGCAGAUGAAAAGCAAAGUGAAGCCUCCAAGUCUAUAGUGAGGUAAAGAUGUUAUGUCUUUGAAAAAAAGUUUUUUUAUUAGAGAGCAGCAGAAUUUGUUUGGAAACGCUCAUGUACAGGGAUUGGAUUGUUCACAGUAGUAGCGAAAAACGUAGGCCUUCAUCUCUACGUUACCACAUUUAUAAAGUAUUGUCAUAUGGUACUCAGCCCCAGGUGGAGACAGAUUUGUGGAUAGUCCAAGCUGAAUUGAUAACCAGCAUCACAGUGGAAUCUUUGGGAAGACUUGGCUCUUAAAGCCUAGGAUUAGGUUAUAUGCCACGACCAGCACUACAACACUGCCCGUUAGGAACCUCAUCUUUUAACCCUAGAAGUAGAUCUGUAAUGGAGUCCCAAACCAAAUGGAAUGAGGGAGUACGGUUUUGAGGGCUCCAAAUGACACUGAUAGGAACCAGCAUCUUCCAGAUGUAGAAUGUUCACUUUAAAUAUGUUUCUGUACAGUGUGGAGAAGCUACAGUGUGAGACAUGCCUGUUAGUUAGUAGUCAGGGAGGGACAACAUUCAGGGAGCCGUCUUCACACCUGUCGUCUUGGGGACCCGUUCACUGGUUCGUCAGUGGCUGUCGGCUGAAAGGUGUGCUCCUGAGGUGCGCGACAGUUCUGGAGGCAAUGUUCGGUAGCGAUGGGGAGCGGACGGUGGACUUCUCUCCCACACGGAGUCGCUUCGUGGGCAUGCUUCUUUGGAAUCAGACCUCAGCAGCACUUUGGGAUAGUUUUAUUAGGUUCAUGAAUAUUUUGUACAUUAAAUCUAAGUAUUGAUGGCUCGAUUUAACUAGAUAUUUUAAAUUUUGAAAGCACAAAAGUAUUUUAUCUUUUUGAAUUAAAGGAGAAAAGCCAUUGGUUGUUUUCAUAGACAAUAUCUUUGAUGACUAACUGUGUCAGCACAGGGGUGCCUGGGAAUCAAGGGCACCAUUAAAACUCAGUCAAAGCAGCUUCCUGGGAACCAGUGUUUGUGAGGCCUCUUGUCUAUAAACCUACCCCGGAAGCCUCCGAGAGGUGUGGGCCUCAGGAGAUGGAUGAUCUGCUUUCUCUUUGAGAUCAACUGACGUGGAGAAGUGUGUGCAUGUGCGUGCGUGUGCGUGUGUGUGCGUGUGUGUGUGUGUGUUUCCUUUUUCAAAUGAAAGUUUACAACCUCAGCUCAAGUGUAUGAGGCAGACCAUUCUGUUAGUAAACUACCUCCUUCCUGGAAAACUCUCAGCUUCAUGUUUUUUUGAGCAUCCGGUGUUCUUAGCAUCCAAAGGUGACAUACCACUUAAGAUCCAUAUUCACUGGGGAGACUUCUGUUGGGUAUCUAGCUGGUAUCCAUCACAAGUCACUUUGCCAGGACGUUCGCUGGUGGGCAAAAGUAGCCUAAGUGAAGAUAAGGGAGCAGGUUGAAUGAGCUUUUGAGACAUCUGUGGUUAUCUUAGCUUUUCAUCUGCUCUGGCCCGUAUCUACUCAUUUGUAUGCUGGGAAAUGUUUAACAACCAGGCUUUCUGAAGGGGAAAAAACAAUCCUUCAAUUGUAGCAUUUGCUGAUUCCCAUGAUUAAAUUAUUUCCCCUGUGGCUGAUUUUAAGCUACUACCUUAGAGCUGAGAAGGGAUGAACACAGUUGGCUCAAAGCCACACACACUGAGCCAGCAAAGCACCGCAUUUAUUCCAUCCUAGGGUGGAUUUUCACAUAAUUUCUAAAAUGAUUUUCUUCCUUGUUCAUAUGCUGAUUUCUUAAAACACAAAAUUAAAAUCACAUGGCUAGCUUCAGUAAUCUUUUUUUUAAUGGUUUGUCAAUGCCUUUGUGAGGUUACAUUCCUCAUGGCGUAUUUUGUGUUUUAACAAAGGUAGAAACUUCCAUUGAUUUUUAAAAAUAUGUACAUGACGGAAUAAUCCAGAAACCCUCAAAAAAAGUCAAUGUAAGCUAUAUAAGCAGAGAUUUUUUUUUUUCUUCAGAUUUUGAUGGGGGAACUAAGCCCAUGAGCCCAUGUGUGUGUAUAUAUACACACACAUAUAUAUACCUGUAUACACACACAUACAUGUAUGCAUGUGUAUAUGUGUAUAUAAUGAAAAAGGGUCCUGGAUUUUUUUUUUUUUUUAAACUGGAAGAAUUCUUUGAUGAUUUGCAUACUGUAUGAGAGAUCAAAACAGGCAUGACUGUUGAAUCCAAUCACCGGGCACAAUUUCUAGUUUUCUCCAUACUGUGCGACUCAGACGUGGAGGGGAAAGUAAAUAAAUAAAGAGGUGUGGGAUUCUGUGGCUGUAACUGCAGGCUAUUGGUAACAUCACUCCAGUUCCAUUCAAACCUGUUGUGUGAGUUUUAGCCUCAUAACUUUGUUUCAUCCUGGUCUCAGAACAGGUGAUAGGAUUCUGAAUUUCUUUUUUUUUUUUUUUAAUUUUUUUUUUAAUGUUUUUAUUUAUUUUUGAGACAGAGAGAGGCAGAGCAUGAGCAGGGGAGGGGCAGAGAGAGAGGGAGACACAGAAUCUGAAGCAGGCUCCAGGCUCUGUGCUGUCAGCACAGAGCCCGACGCGGGGCUCGAACUCACGGACUGUGAGAUCAUGACCUGAGCCGAAGCCGGACGCUUAACCGACUGAGCCACCCAGGCGCCCCUAGGAUUCUGAAUUUCUAAAGGCAGUUUUGUAUGUUUCUGGGGAAUUUAAGCACUAGAAGCACUCAUUGCCAUUUCAGAAAAGCAGUCUGCAGCCUUUUCGAACACACCUUGAUCAGUAAAAGUUUUAAACACCGUAUUUCCUACUGCGAAAUCAUACGUGUAUAAGUGGAGUCGUAUGCCGCUGUAGGAAAGGCACAUGUACGUUCUGAGAUGUACACAAAAAUAGGAAUUAAGGAUGGUCUGAACAGUAAAUCUUGACUGGAAGUUGUACUGUUUUCUUCCCGCCCCAGUAGAUGGUCUCACGCACCUUCUGGCAGCACGUGCUUUGCCUUAAAGACCACGGACUCGGGACACUGUUUCACUGCUUAAUCUUGAAAAUAAAACGUGGACACUUUUGUUGUGAUAUAUGGAGAACUCCUUUACAUAUUUCAUCUGAUUUUCAUGUAAAACCCCUAGAAGUUUGAUUUGGAAUUUUUCAGUAAAAGUUGUCUUCAGCUUCCUGAGAUUUUAUGUUAAUUCUUUUUUGUAAAUAACCCCAUUACCAAAUGUUUUCCAGAGCUUUGUGCAUAUUAUUUUUGACAGCCUGUUGGCUCUUGUGUCUUCAUACUAGAUAUGACUCUUUAAUUUACUUUUAUGUUACCAGCCUGCUUACAAACUUCUUCUGGCCUUAUUAAUACUGUAUUUUACCAACAGAUUUGGAAUUAUGUUAAGUUGCUUUAUGCUAAAAUAGAUAAUCACCCCCACUUUCUGGCUGCAUUCAUAGGCUUUGCUUUAAAAUUUUUUUUUUAAUGUUUUUAUUUAUUUUUUGAGAGAGACAGAGAGUGAGCUGGGGAGGGGCAGAGAGAGAGGGAGACACAGAAUCUGAAGCAGGCUCCAGGCUCUGAGCUGUCAACACAGAGCCUGAUGCGGAACUCGAACCCACGAACCGUGAGAUCAUGACCUGAGCCAAAGUCAGACGCUUAACCGACUGAGCCACCGAGGUGCCCCUGUAAGCUUUGAUUUUUUUAAUUUGUUGGAACAUUUCAGCAUCUCUUGAAGAAAUACUUUCCUUAAUGGGUCUGUGCUAUUUAUCACUUACUUGUAUAUAUUUUAGUUGCCCAUGCCAGAAAUCUAGAAUUGUGCUGAGGUGUGUAGACAAGGAUGGAGACGGGUGCAGGUGUCUUUGUGCAGAAAGCUCCAAAUGAAUUCCCAAACCAAUGGGAAAGUUAAAAAGACUACUCAUGAUGUAUGUAGUCUGUUAGCUGAGGGCAUGACAGAACAUGUUCUUUCUAAAAUGGAGCUGAGAAGUUAAUUGUUUAAGCCAUAGUAGGGAAGUGGAGGCCAACCAUAAUUACCUUUCUUUAGCAGGUAAUCUGAUCAGAGAAUGGGUCCCAUGGAAAAUAUUUCAUUAAUUAUCUUCUUGCUUUGGGGUCAACAAAUAGAUGUUAUUAUUUUUAACGCUGCUAGCAUUACCUGAAGCAGGGUGCCCUGUUAUUCCUCUUAGGUCAUCAGAAUUCUGCUUACUGAAGUUUGAAGUUUUAAUCUCAGAGUCUAGAAUUCUUGUGGGUGGUAGUGUAUUAAGCAAGAAAAAGGCGGUUUGAUUUCAUUUCUCGUACUUGGUAGAACCUGUUAGCACAAAAGUCAUGUUUUGACCUGUAAACAGAACAGUCUGAAAGGUGAGUUGUUGAUGCGGUUUAAAUGUUCCAUUUGAAGCUGCCAGUUUCUUCAGGCUUUUCUGGGGAAAAAAAAAAAAAAAAGUAAGUGCUAGAUUGACAGCCUGACGGAAAAUGGCAAUUGCUAGGAUGCCGCCAUUCGCACUGAGCGCUUGUGAAAGAUGGAAGUCCAGAGUGGUUUGUGUGAGAGGGGAGAUGUUGGCUUUCAGGCUUUCUGCAGAAACCAAGAAAUUCAAGCUGUCGUUAACAUCAUUUUAAAUGAAACCUUUAACAAGAAAACUCAUGAGGGAUACGAUUAAACAUGGUAAGGCUCUUGAACUCUAGUUUUUUUAGUGUAAUACGUAUCAGAAAGUUUUAUGAGGUUUAAAAUUUUAUUUUGAAAUGUGUAAUUGGGGGACUGGAGCAUUUCUUUUCAAAUUCAUUCUGGUUUAUCGGCUGAGUACCGUGUGUGUGUGUGUGUAUGUGUGUGUGUGUGUGUAAACAAAUCUGUCUUUCAGAGGGAACAUAUAUUUUUCAUCCUCUAGGAUGGCUCCCAGGCUAUUUUAUACUAAAACUUAAAAAAAAAAAAUUGGCUGCACUUUGCAGUUGCCACUUUUAAAAAAUUAAUGCCUUGCACAUUUCAGUUUUUUUAAAUUCUUAGACUCAUAGGCCUUAAAGAGUAAUUGCUUGCCAACAUUUUUAGAAAUAGGAGGCUGCAUGUGACAUGCGGUGAACAAAGCCACGUUAACCCACUCGCUUGUGCACGUAUCACUGCUCAAAUACAGAUGCCCUUUCCUAACAUUUCUACACUAUCACUUUUGUUAUGUUGGGGUCUGAGUUUCUCAGAGAGGGGGUUUAUACUAAGAGUAGUAUUUCUAAAAUACAGAUUUGACCGUGAAUUGGUAAAACAGUGGACGAGUUGUGGCUUUGUCGUCUAAUUUAUCCUUUCAGACUGUACAUAAUAAGCAUUAGCAGAAACCUCAGAGUAUCCCGGGCUGAAUGUUCUUCUCAGCUUGCUCUGUUUCCCAUCUCCUGAGGGCCCAUUCUGAGUCUUGUCCCUCCAAGGAUUAUGAGCCGCGCUAGGACAGGCCUGGGAUCCGGACAGGGUGGGCAUGCCCUGCGGCUAGGCCAGAGCCGUAGCCAACGGAAUCGUCCAAAUAUGCCCAGAAUAGAGUUCAUACUGGUAUUAAGUCACUUGGCACUUUUGGGGGCACCAUUAUUAGCACUGUUUUGUUAUUAAUAACUGGAAGCACAAUGGUAAUUUUGAUUCAUUUCAUCUUAAGGGUAUGGAGGGUCAGAGAAGUAAUGUCGAUUUCUCGUUUAUGUUUUCUGGAAUUAAGACUCUUUGGAGAAGAGGUAAAUGGAUUACCUGGUGAGCCAUUCUUUAAGGCUCUGUAAGGUAUGCUCUUUUGGCUAGGAUGUUUUAAAAUCAUUUACAAGCUUUUAAUACUCUGCUUUGUGGAAACGUAUGACUUUUUAAAUGAUUUGCAAUUGAUGGAGUUCACUCAGCUUUGUAAACUAUCCAAUUACAUGUUUCUUUCCUGUUUUAUCGUUGUCGCUCAUUGUCUGUUAGGCAGUGGGACGCAGUCCCUUCUAAGACAUUUCAUGGGUUUUGUUUUUGAGGGCAGUUUUACCAGGGCCUGCAUUACAGUCAGUGCUUAUGUAAGAAGUAGCAAUAUCUUAUCAACUUCCCUGUUCACUGUUAGUGAAAUUAACUAAUAUGCAUAUAUGUAAAGAUAGAAAUUAACACAAUUGAGUUUUGGUCACUCGUGGCCUAUUUAUUCGGUUUGGCCGUUUGAUUUUCCUAAUCACAGCCCUGUCGGUUUCUGCACUUUUGCCUUCUUGCAGUUUCACUGACCUCUGUGGGUAGGGAAGAUUCAGUGUGAAACUCAGUCCAGUCAUUUUGCCACUGAUAGCUUUGGUUUGAGGUGAAUACAAUUUUUGACCUGAAACUAGUUUUUUAGAAUUAUACCCUUUUUUUGGCCAGAUAAUCAAGUUGGCUUUUUAAAAAAGUGUAUAACCUUGCAUUUUGAAGAACAAACUAAGAAUUUUCUAUGAGUCCUAACUGGAUCUUCAGGUGUGGACGUCACUUGACAAUGGAAUGUUAUUAGAUAGUGAACAUUCGAUUUUCAUCCACCCAGUGUAUAAUGCAGAGGAAAAACAUGCCUGCUGUGGCGUUAACACCGGAGAGAAGUUUUUUUUUUGUUUUUUUUUGUUUUUUACAUCAAUGUCUUAAUUCGGGCUGUGUGGUCAUCAGAACUUGUUGGGGUGUUUCCCUCCAACCCAGAUCCACUUGGCUGAGAAGACAGUUCUGUCACUGUUUGUUUCCCCCUUGUUUAUUGAAAUCUAUCGCUCACGAUACCUAAUAUCCACCGCUUCUGUAUAAAUGGACCGUUUCUAUGUGAUGCAGGUGCACACCUACCCAAAGGAAUGAAUGACGGUUAGAGCAGCACUAGUGACUUGUUAUAAUUUCAGUAUGAUUUACGUUAGGGAGAUCUUCAAAGUAUUAACAUUGCUUUUUUCUUCUUUUUCCUACAACAGCAACGGAAAUGAUGGUAACUGCUAACAUUUAUUGAAAUUAUACUGGUUGUUGGGGCAGCUGGAGAGAAGCUGCCUUGUCUUCUAGCUCAGCAGUGGGACUUAGCCUGUUGGGAAACAAAGGGGUGUUGUUUUAAGGUUGAUUAGAAUGACGGGAGCCAGAGUCUCGGAUUCUAAUUCUUGUGGCAAAGAACCUUCCCACAGAGCGUAGGUAGGUGAGGAAGAGGAUGCGCUAGCACUUUGAGGGCUUUACGAUAUGCUGCUUUGAAAAGAGAAAAGGACCGUUGAUACUCAGUGCAUCUCCAGACAUAGCAAGGGGUUGCUCUGAUAACCAAUCAGGUGAUCGCUUUUUCUCUCUCACUUCAAGUUUUAUGCAAAAGUUUUGUUACAUUCUGUAAUGGUGAUAUGUGUCUUUUUAGAAAGAUGAUAUGUUAAAAACAACUAUUUUUAUGCAGGAACUGACAGAGGAAUUUGCUUUGUAUAAUGGCAAGCUAGCUUUAAGAAAGCACCGUAGCAAAUUUACUGAAGUCUGAAACUACAUAGAUAUGUUAAUAGAUAUAUGUGCAACUAGAUACGGACGACAAUUGUAUUUUUUUAAAUAAAUAUUUUUAACAAAAUGA
This is a messenger RNA of Panthera uncia (snow leopard), 10010 nucleotides long. RefSeq names its product ETS transcription factor ELK4 (gene ELK4). Gene Ontology annotation, biological process: cell differentiation; regulation of transcription by RNA polymerase II. The record is from RefSeq and is a predicted model, not a curated record. The coding region runs from base 199 to 1494 and encodes 431 amino acids. The transcript has 5 exons. Gene Ontology annotation, cellular component: nucleus. Gene Ontology annotation, molecular function: DNA-binding transcription factor activity, RNA polymerase II-specific; sequence-specific DNA binding. Lineage: Eukaryota; Metazoa; Chordata; Mammalia; Carnivora; Felidae.